UUUUUUUAUUAUUGCAUUUUUUUUUUCUUUCUUCUUUCUCUCACAUAUUUAGUAUUCAAGCUAAAACAAAUGAAAUACGUUUUCUUCAUAUAUUUCCUUUAAACAUUCUUUUUGCUUGUUAUAAUGGUUAUCUUACUUUAUUAAAAUACUUUAGUUCAUUUACUAGUUUGUUUGUCUUUACUUCUUCUCUUUUAAAUCAUUCUUUUUUAUGUUAAUCUUUUAGGUAAAAAUUUAAUUCUAUUAAAUAAAUAUCAUUUCACUAAAUACGCUUGGUUAUUAUAUCGUAAAUAUAAUGAAUUACCACAUGAAACUUCUACUAGACUCUUUGAGGCAAUUCCAUUGGCUCAACAAUUAACUGGAAUUAAUCAAAAAGGAAUUUUAUUUCAUAUAAUGAGAGUUUUAAAAAUUUUAGUCUCUGGUCUUUGUUUAAUUAUUAUUCCUUUAGCCUCAUUAACUAAAUUUACUUUCUUUGGUAUUUCUUCAACUCUAUUAUUAAUGAUUGCAAUUCCUACUAUCGCUCUUAUUUAUUCUCAAACAUAUAAAAAACAAACAAUUAAAUCCCCUAGACAAAUAGCUCAAUAUUUACAAAACUUCACUAAAUAUUACGAUGAAAGAUGGGAAAAUCCUUCUAUGGAAAGACAAUUAUUAACUGAGUUUGAAAAUUCAAUAUUUAAAUCAAAUUUAAAACAAAGUUUGGAUGAAAUUAUUGCUCCAUUUUAUGUUAAUUCUUUAUUAUCUCACAACUUAUUUUCUUCAAAUUCUGAAUUAGUUAAUUUAAUCAGUUCUGGUGAAUUACAACCUCUUCCACCUCCUCAACUUCAAAGUAAUACUACAUUUACAUCAUCUCUUCAUGGAUUAUCAGCUUAUUUGAAUUUAGUACAUAAUUAA
Molecule: messenger RNA, 888 nt
Organism: Entamoeba nuttalli P19
Lineage: Eukaryota; Evosea; Mastigamoebida; Endamoebidae
Exons: 1
Coding region: 391-888 (165 amino acids)
Biological process (GO): autophagy
Source: RefSeq, a predicted model, not a curated record